Halteromyces radiatus is the source of this 1778-nucleotide messenger RNA. RefSeq lists its product as uncharacterized. The coding region runs from base 16 to 1608 and encodes 530 amino acids. The transcript is spliced from 9 exons. NCBI's taxonomy places the organism in Eukaryota, Fungi, Mucoromycota, Mucoromycetes, Mucorales, Cunninghamellaceae. The record is from RefSeq and is a predicted model, not a curated record.
UUUUAUUCAACAACAAUGUGGUAUCUAUUGAUCGUUCUUUUGACUUUAUUUUUCUCUUUUACUUUAUAUCAAGAUUCGUGUGGAGUGGUUACGGGACAUUAUGGUGAAAAACUACAAGAUUACACAGAUAUUCUGCAACAACUUAUUGAUAAGGCUAGUGAAUCAGAUGAUCCAGUCUUGAUGCUUAAACCUGGUCGAUUUGGUAUUCGUGGCAAAGAUGCAGUAGUUCUGAAACCAGGGGUGAGCUUACACGGAAGUGAAGAUGAACCUACUAUUUUUAGCACUUUGAAUAAUGAUGAUGAUGAAGAUGAUGGUGAAGAUGAUCAUCAUCACAAUGCCACUGCAACCAUUCAAGUGCCUGCUGCUAGUGUUGGUUGGACCAUUGAUGGAAUUAUAUUUGAUAAUGUGAAUAUUGAUGUUCAACCUCAACAGAAUCAUCAAGUUGCAAAAAUUGCCAAUAAUGUAUUCUUAAAUGGAGGACGAGGCUCUAUCCAAUCUUCUUUUGGAGCCAAUCUUCUUAUCGAUAGUAACAUAUUUCUACGUGAUCAUGCUCACGCAGGCAAGGAAUUUAUUCCUCAAUAUAAUACAACAAAUACUGGGGUUCUCUUUCAAACUCAAGAGAAUAGUAUGAUCUCCAACAACAUCUUCGGUAUGGAUCUUCGACAUUUGGAUGAUCUUAUGCCUGUUGUGUCAUCUGAGUUACAAUCAGGUUUAACGAAGAUCAAAUAUGCAUUAACUUGUUUACAAGCCAAAUGGGAUGAUCAACAAGGAUUUUUGAUGUCUGGUGUUCAACUAUACAGUUCAAAUGAAAUCACCAUACAGAAUAAUAUUUUGAAUGGCACUUUCCCUGAUACCAUGCCUAUUCCUCAAGAUCAUGCCAUCAGUAUUGUUGGAAGUAAUCAAACAUAUAUUCUUCAAAACUUUGUUGCAGGUUGGCAACUAGCUGAUUUUGGUGGUGCCUUUCGAUUCACCUCUGCUGUGGAUUCGUAUGUAGUCUCAAAUUAUUUAGCCAACACGGCGGUGAUGAUUUAUGUAGCAAAUCAUGCUGACUUCCAACAAAUCGAUAACAUGGUUGUGUAUGACAAUUUCUUCUUCCACUUUUUGGGCAAGGAAUUUGAUCCUCCUGCACCUUUGGCUGGUUGGCUUUAUGAAGGCAUCACAUUUUAUGAUUUUUGGACAGCACGACUAAACAAUACCAUCCGUCCUCCUUUUUGGAACUCUAGUGCCCCACUCUCACCUUUUGCUCAUAACAUCAUCAUCUCAGAUAAUCAUUUUGCCUCCGCCAAAGGAAUUGAUCCUAACGUCAUCAGUUUGGGUAACUUGGAACCUACUCAAGCUCAUGUUGAUAAAAAGAAUUGUUAUGUCACCGAACCUCUUUUGAACGAUACUAAUCGUGUUCCUUUAUUAUGGCGCCAACAAUACCAAAAGGAUACAUUUGCUCGUUAUGGCAACAAGAUCCCUGUGAGAUCCCCCUUUAGUACUGAUCGUCACUUGAUCAAAUAUGUCCCUGAAGAUUUGCAAGACUUGGAAAUACCAGACUUUUGGAAAGCAUUCACUCUUCGAAAUAAUACAGUACCCAUGAUUCCACCUGAAACAGAGUGUUACUAGACUAGCAUCAUUACAUAUAAGCAUCAUCAUUAGUUUAUUCUAAUUUUUUGUUUUCUUUGAAGAUUCCAAAUGAAUAAAUAAUAAAAAAAAAAAUGGCUAUAACUAAAUGAAAGGAAGAAAAAAAAAUACACAAAGACUAAAUGGUAAUACUAAUAAACUAAAAAAGUGAA